GAGACCUGCAGCGGGGAGGGCCGGGGAAACAUGGCGGACCACAACAAGACAGACAGCGCAGAGAAGUUCUUCAGUGAAAUAUUAAGUCCGUCGGAGCUGUUCGCGGCCCGAUCCCGGAGCCACAAGAUCCCAGUCAGAGGACAGAAGGAUUUCUUCCCCGACGACUCGGACGAGCAGAGACGGCGACUCGAGCAGAGUCUGAAGGAGCACUGGAGCCUCGUCUCAGAGGAGAGAGUGGAGAAGCUGGGAAACUUGGUGAAGGCCGUUUGGGUUCCCAGUGAGCAGAUAGUGGAGCUCCAGUCUCCAGCUGGAAAGUUCUGGCAGACGAUGGGCUUUUCUGCUGACGGCAAGCAGCAUCUCCUCCCUGAAGAGGCUCUGUACCUGCUGGAGUGUGGCAACCUGCAGGUGUUUUACCGGGACCUGCCGCUGUCCAUCCAGGACGGCUAUGAGCGGUUUCUGUCCUCCAGCAGCGUCAGCCUGCAGCAGUAUCAGGUGUUUGCACAUUUGAAGAGGCUCGGCUACGUGGUGCACAGGUUCGAUCCCAGUACGGAGCCGUCGUCCUACUCGAGGCAGCUCAACCUCCCGCAGUCACAGAGAGACAGAGCAGGGAGACAGGUGAAGAGGAAGCGCAGCGCCAGCCCCACCGCCACAUCCAGUCACUCUGACGUUUCCCCGGCUGACAGAACGGAGGAGGAUAAAAAACAACUGACGUCGUCUCCGGGGACUUCAGGGACCGUCGCUGCAGGUUCAGCAGACGGAGGCGGGGGCAGGACCUGGUGGAUGACGGACCCUGUCUGGGGCCGAUCGGAUCACCGACCCGCCUCCGGUCGCUCGCGCUGGCAAUUCAGCUCCAUCUCGUUCCCCGACCUGGGCUCCAGCGAGGGCCUCUCCGGCUGCCUGUUCCCUCCGGACCCCUCUCUGCUCCCUGAGGGUCUGACUGUGGGGGUCUGCGACGUCGCCCCCUGGAGGCAGAGGAUAAACCUGCGGAAGGUGAAGAUGUCCCCGAAGGAGCAGAAGAGGGAAGAGGACGAGCGGCGGCACCGGUGGGACGUCAACAAAGACAGAGAGGUUCGUCGGUGCAGAAACUGGGCCGAGUACCACGAGCUCCUGGCGAGGCGGCAGGAGAAGCGUAAAGGCCGACCGGCACACUUGUGGAAAAGGGAAGUCACGCCUUUACAUGACCCAACACGACCGAUCCCCACUGGGGAACUGUUGGACAAAAUCAGUGUGAUUAAAUCUACACAUCUGCUGGAGGGAGCGUCCAGGUUAAACGGCUCAGACGAGUGGAGGAUUUGUUUCAAUGUUUACCAACCGGAUUCAGUGGCUGACUUCAGGAAGAGCAACCCGGGGAAACCUUACGCCCGCAUGUGUGUGUGCAGUUUCGACGGCCCUGUUCCCGACCUGCGAGCUAUGAAGCUGCUGACCUUCCAGAGCGGAGACGUCCCGGUGGUCUUCGCCGUCGUGGACUACGGAGACAUCUCCUUCUACACCUUCAAAGACUUCCAGCUGCCCACUGAUGUGUUCCCCUAAACCUCUCUGUACCAACGCGUAUCCAGGACCUUUAAAAGAAUCUGUUGGGUUGGCGGGACGUAGAAAAAUAAAAUAUAUAAGCAGUCGUUGAUGUUACAGAUGGAAUAAAAAAUCCUGAAAAAGUUCUUUUGUGUGCCAAAGAUUCAACUCCUGAUUCAGAUCUGUGGUUUUCAGGCUGCGGAGCUUUUAGAGAGACGAGAUAUUUUCUCUAUUUAACAAACAGACCGAUCACAGUGACGUAUUCCAACUAUUCAACCGACUUUAAAGACUGGUUAUUGUUUAUUUUCUACAGCAACAACAAGAAGAUAUGUUUAUUUAUAGGUUUAUUUAUUCCCAGUGGGAAAUAAAUGUUUGCAACAACACCUAUGAUACAAGAAAUCUAAUGUUCAUAACGUCCUGGAAAACCUUAGAAAACUGUCAAAUUAGACUUGUUUCCAGUGAAACGCCUGGAAAUUAGUUAAAUUAUCGGCUGAUGGUGGAAAAAUUAAUAUUAUUACCAAUCUGGAUUAUUAAAUUACAGCCGACCAGUUGAUGGAAAAACAAUCUGAGAGUCAGAACUGUUUGUUUGUUGUUGUUAACAAUAAUUUGGUUAAAUCAGAGUUCUGGAAUAUUAAUAUUAAAUAGAUAAAAAAGUUGUGACAUUAUCAGUUAUCAGGAAAUAAUCUAUGUUGUCCUGGAAAAUACAAAGUGUGUUUCAGCCCCUCACUCAGAUUAUUUAAACCUGGGUAUUAUUUUAUUUGAAAUAUUGGAUUAUUGGUAGGAUAAACUGACACUUCACUCAACGUGCAGCAAACUUUGGGCUUCAAAUCUGUUUUGUAAAAGCAGACGGUUACAUCUACUUUAGUGUUUCUGGUUGAUUAAUUAAUACACACUGAUGAUGUUUGUAUGUGUAAAUGUUUCUCUUUCUAUUAUUUCUGUAAAAUAAAAUACAUUCUCCUUGA
This is a messenger RNA of Dicentrarchus labrax (European seabass), 2471 nucleotides long. RefSeq names its product TSEN54 tRNA splicing endonuclease subunit (gene tsen54). The record is from RefSeq and is a predicted model, not a curated record. The transcript is spliced from 12 exons. Gene Ontology annotation, biological process: tRNA-type intron splice site recognition and cleavage. Bases 31 to 1530 code for a protein of 499 amino acids. Lineage: Eukaryota; Metazoa; Chordata; Actinopteri; Moronidae. Gene Ontology annotation, cellular component: tRNA-intron endonuclease complex.